CGGCCUUCAACUCACGAAGCGUGCCGGAACCUGUCGACCCAUAAAUCCGCCACCAUGUCUAUGCCAAACGAGGCUCUGCAGAAGGUCCUGCAAGAGAUCAGCCAGAAGAAGGCCUUUGCUGAGCAGCAACUCGCCAUCGUCAAGCAGCAAAAGGCAGCCCGGGCGCGAGAGAGCCGCAUGCUGCAACUAACCUCGUCCGAGGUUUCUUCAUUGCCCGAGGACACAAAGGUGUACGAGGGUGUUGGGAAGAUGUUCGUCUGCACGCCUAUUCCAGACGUACAGAAAAGGCUCAAGGAGGAGAGCGAGGCUCUAACCAAAGAAAUGGCCAACUUGGACAAGAAGGAAGACUACCUGGAGAAGACGUACGCGAACAGCAAGAGUAGCCUGGAACAGGUGCUCAAGGGCGCGGCGUAAGCUUAUUCCCACAUGGGGCGUAUCAGAAGUAGAACAUCAGAAGCCGAAAAGACCAAAUGUCAUGGUUAAUAGCGGUGCGUUGAUAUGCCCGCUGCUACUCCGAGCCACUUCGUAGAUAGGCGGUGGACAGACCUUGACACCAUUCGCAAUACUGAGCAUGGUUGAGCUCAUGGUAGAAACGAAAAACUGCUCACAUCUCCAAAUCCACACCACUCAAUUCCAAGGGAAUGAGCCUGUAACAGCCCCAAUUUG
Molecule: messenger RNA, 666 nt
Organism: Exserohilum turcica Et28A
Lineage: Eukaryota; Fungi; Ascomycota; Dothideomycetes; Pleosporales; Pleosporaceae
Exons: 3
Coding region: 55-414 (119 amino acids)
Biological process (GO): protein folding
Cellular component (GO): cytoplasm; prefoldin complex
Molecular function (GO): protein folding chaperone
Source: RefSeq, a predicted model, not a curated record